This is a messenger RNA of Xenopus tropicalis (tropical clawed frog), 1209 nucleotides long. It is a transcript of the gene cmas, whose product is annotated as cytidine monophosphate N-acetylneuraminic acid synthetase. The coding region runs from base 1 to 1209 and encodes 402 amino acids. The record is from RefSeq and is marked provisional. NCBI's taxonomy places the organism in Eukaryota, Metazoa, Chordata, Amphibia, Anura, Pipidae. Gene Ontology annotation, biological process: N-acetylneuraminate metabolic process. Gene Ontology annotation, molecular function: N-acylneuraminate cytidylyltransferase activity. The transcript has 8 exons.
AUGGCGGACGGGGAGCGGAAGAGACACCUGUGCGCGCUGGUGCUGGCCCGGGGGGGCAGUAAGGGGAUCCCCCUGAAGAACAUCAAGGAUUUGGCGGGGAGACCCCUGAUUGGCUGGGUGCUGCGCGCCGCACGGGAUUGUGGGGGAUUCGAUAGCGUGUGGGUCUCUACUGAUAGCGAUGAUAUUGAGAAAGUGGCCCGGGAGUACGGAGCGCAGGUCCAUCGCAGGAGCCCGGAAGUCUCCAAAGAUACCACUUCCUCCCUGGAUACUGUCAUGGAGUUCAUGGAGCACCACCCAGAGGUGGAUAUCGUAGCGAAUAUCCAGGCCACCUCCCCCUGCCUGCACCCCGAGACUCUGAAGAAGGUGAUAGAGAUGAUGUGCCGGGACGGCUACGACUCCGUGUUCUCUGUGGUCCGACACCAUCUCUUCCGCUGGACCGACGUGAGCAAAGCAGGGGGGCUCACCAAACCGCUGAACUUUAACCCCGACCGGCGGCCCCGGCGACAGGACUGGGACGGGGAACUCUAUGAAAAUGGCUCCUUCUACUUUGCCACAAAGGAACUUCUUUCCCAGGGCAAACUGCAGGGGGGUAAAAUUGCUUAUUAUGAAAUGAAGCCGGAACACAGCGUUGAUAUUGACGUCGACAUCGACUGGCCAAUCGCAGAGCAGAGAGUUAAAAGGUACGGGUAUUAUGGGAAGGGGAACCCCAAGGUGGUGAAGCUGCUGGUUUGCAACCUCGAUGGCUGCCUGACCGACGGGCGCGUCUACGUCAGUCUGAACCACGACCUGCUGUCCUACAGCCUCAGGGAUAUGGACGGGAUCCGAAUGCUGCAGAGGAAAAAUGUGGAGGUGCGUCUCAUCUCAGAGAGAACUCUCAGCUCGGCGCUGUUGGACUCUCUCAAACUGCCCUGCAGGGUGGAGCCCGACGUGAGCAACAAGCGGGAAACAGUGGAGCAAUGGAUGGCGGAGCUGGGACUCUCCUCCUGGGAGCAGGUCGCCUAUAUGGGGUGCAGCUAUUCGGACCUGGAGUGCCUGAAGUUGGCGGGUACCAGUGGGGUCCCCUCCGACGCCUGCGUGGAAGCCAAAAUGACAGACUGUAUGGUGUGUAAAUACCCGGGGGGCUGCGGCGCCAUCCAGGAAUUUGCCGAGUACAUCGAGCACUCCAAGGAGUCGAAGAAGCGCAAGUUUUGCAACAACCAGGAAUCGUGA